AUGAAUGUUUAAAAUUUUAAAUAUUAAAAAAAGUAUUAACUAUUAAGUUAUUCUCUGUGGUAAUAAUAACUAAUAAGUAAUUAAAUAAUAACAUUCUUCUGUGAUAUUAGUCCGGUUUGGCCGUUUGGCGGUACCAGCAUUUUAUUAUUUCAGUUGGAACUAUGCACUGCAAACUUUUUAUACAAAAAUAAUUUUUGUUAAUGCUUGAAAAACAAUUUUAAAUUUCUCAACAAAUUAAUCUCUUAACUUUCGACACAUUAUCAAAAUUUUAUUGAAAAUGGAAACGAGCGGAACAACUAAUAUUCCGAAAAACGCCGAAAGUAAUAUCCAGACUGUCGAAAACAAAAACAAACAAGAUCAACAAAGAUCGACGGAAAAAGAAAAACUUGUACGAGAACUAACAGAUAUGGGCUUUUCCAAAUCACUAGUAUUACAAAUUGUUAAUAAUGCUGGUGAUGUACCUAAAGCCUUAAUUGUUGAACAACUGUUAACCUCAAACCCAGGACCUAGCGAAAAUAUACCUGUUGUAGAAGAUGAUGGGGAUCAAUUAUGGGAAGAUGUUACUGUUGCUAAUAAAAUGGUAAUCGUUAUAAACACUGGAUUGAAAAUGAGUGUGGGGAAGAUUGCUUCACAAGCUGCUCAUGCUGCAUUGGGCUUGUAUGAAGUGAUUAAAGAACGUACAGAUUUAAGCUCUGAUUUAAUUAGUUGGAAUGAACAAGGAAGUCGAAAAAUUGUUGUUGAAGCAAACAACACUAAUCAACUUAUUAAAGUAUGUUCAGAGGGUAAAAUACACAAGAUUCCAUUUUUCUGUGUCCACGACGCAGGUUUAACCGAAGUAGAACCCAACUCAUUCACUGCAUUGGCUUUUUUUGGAUCUGAUCAAGAACUCAAGCCUGUAACCGGAAAACUUAGACUACUAAAAUGAAUAACAUUUAUUCGUUUUGGAGAACAUUUAAAUCGUUUAUUGGUUAUAUAUAUAUAUAUAUUUGACGACUUACAACUAACAUUUUUAGUUAUACAACUAUGAAUGUGCUACAUAAAAACACAGUAUUGUAUUCAAUUAAAAGUGAAUAAAAUUGAAAGUUAUCUGCUGAUAUAA
This is a messenger RNA of Rhopalosiphum padi (bird cherry-oat aphid), 1099 nucleotides long. RefSeq names its product probable peptidyl-tRNA hydrolase 2. NCBI's taxonomy places the organism in Eukaryota, Metazoa, Arthropoda, Insecta, Hemiptera, Aphididae. The coding region runs from base 278 to 925 and encodes 215 amino acids. The record is from RefSeq and is a predicted model, not a curated record. Gene Ontology annotation, molecular function: peptidyl-tRNA hydrolase activity. Gene Ontology annotation, cellular component: cytosol; mitochondrion. The transcript has 4 exons.